GGGCUCCACCUCUGGGCGGGCGAGCCGAGAGCCGCGGAAUUGACAAGCUAGCUCAGACUUUGUUUGCAUACAAAGGGGACACCUCGGGCCGGGCUGCGGCCUGGGGAGGGAAGGCGAUUCCUGCUUCCCCGGACUGUUCCCGGGACGAGCCUUGGGGUGCCCUGGCCCCCCAACCGCCAGUGCCCCGGGUGCCCCUGGCUCAGGAAGGCUCUGCUAGGGUAGCACAGUGUCUGGAAGGGCCCUGGCUGAAGCGCCAGGACCAAAGGCUCCAGGACAGGCAGUGAGUCUGCCGUCAGCAGACCAGCCAAGCUGUCCAGGACACAAUAUUGCUCAAACCAUGAAUUACGUGGGGCAGUUGGCAGGCCAGGUCUUUGUUACGGUCAAGGAGCUGUACAAGGGUCUGAACCCCGCCACGCUGUCCGGAUGCAUCGACAUCAUCGUGGUGCGCCAGCCCAAUGGAAGCCUUCAGUGCUCACCCUUCCACGUCCGCUUCGGGAAGAUGGGGGUGCUGCGCUCCCGGGAGAAGGUGGUGGACAUUGAGAUCAAUGGCGAGUGUGUAGAUUUGCACAUGAAGUUGGGGGAUAAUGGAGAAGCGUUUUUUGUUCAAGAGACGGACAAUGAUCAGGAGGUGAUUCCCCUGCACCUCGCGACAUCCCCCAUCCUGUCGGAGGGCUCCGUCCACAUGGAGAGCCAGCUCAAGCGGAGCGCCCUGGAGAGGGGCAGGGGCUUGGAACCCGGCAGCUGUGCCCAGGCGCAGGCGGUGAGCGAGAUGCUCUCCGCAGGCCUGUCUGUGAAGAAGAGGAGGAAGAGGAGGAGGAAGUGUCAGCUGGACAGCCUGAAAAGAGACGACAGCAUCCACACCUCGGAGGAGGAAGACCUGUUUCCCAUUGAGAUGAGCUCCGACGAGGACUUGGAGCCCUUGGAUAGUGCUAGAACGCUUAUUCACGACGUACCCACAUUUAGAGAUGAAGUCCCUCACAAGAACCCUUCUCCGAUCCCGCCUUUCCCGCAGUCGGCGGGUUACGCUAAUUCAGAUAAAGAAUGGUCGCUCAACCAGAGUAAGCCGGUAGAUUGCAAAAGGAUCCCCCCUCAUCUUACCCUUGUGGCCGAAGGAGGCCUUUCUGCCUCUUGUCCUCCUCAGUCUUCCCAUCUCCAUUCUUCAGAAAGUCCUUCCGGUUCUCGGCCUGCAACGCCUAAGAGUGAUUCGGAACUAGUUAGCAAGUCCCUGGAGAGGGGUUUGCAGAAGAGUAACCCAGAGAUGCUGUGGUUGUGGGGGGAGCUGCCACAGGCUGCCAAGACCUCGUCUCCGCAUAAGGUGAAGGACUCGGCAAAUAGAAGCUUUUCGGAGAAUAUGCUUUUCCGGGCCAUUCAGAGCGAGUCUUCAGAGACUUUUAGUGAUCUCUCCCCAUCACCGUCUGGGGGCCACAGCGAGAUCCUGAUCCCGCCAGAGGAGGGCAAGGCUCUGCCCGAGGGCUCAUUCAUGGUGGAGCACAACCAGGAAGUCUUGGGUGCCACUGCUGCCGUAGCUGCCGCAGCCACGGCCCCCACAGCCACAGCUGCUGCAGUCACAGUCAGGGCUACAGCUGCCACGGCCACGGCCCCCACAGCCACCACGGCCACAGCCAUGGCCGUGGCUGCGGCAGGCCCUGGAGCGACCCCACCCCUGCCCACCAGUGAGGAGUCCAAGCAACCCCAACCCAACUCCAACCUCCAGGGGAGUAAGAUGGACUCCCCAUCCAGGAAGAGAGACAAGCGGAACAGGCACCUCGGAGCCGAUGGCGUCUACCUGGACGACCUGCCAGAAAUGGACCCUGAAGUUGCCGCCCUUUAUUUCCCCAAAAAUGGUGAUGGGAGCGUAGUGGCCAAAAGCAGCAGCGAGAGCGGGCCCCGCUCAGCCAGCCAGUCCCCUCAGUCGGUGGGCAGCUCGGGUGUGGACAGCGGCGUGGAGAGCACCUCCGACGGGCCCCGGGACCUGCCCUCCAUCGCCAUCUCACUCUGCGGAGGGCUCGCAGAGAGCAAGGAGAUCACCACAGAUGAGUUUCUAGAACAAGAGGUGUCCUAUCAGCAGUUUGUGGAUAACCCUGCCAUCAUUGACGACCCCAACUUGGUGGUGAAGAUCGGGAGCAAAUACUACAACUGGACCACAGCCGCCCCCCUCCUCCUGGCCAUGCAGGCCUUCCAGAAACCUUUGCCCAAGUAUUCCUGCUUAAGCUAUCUUCACAUAAUUCUGGACACCAUUAAGCUUUGCUUUUCUAAGAUUUACAGCCCCCAGCCCGCCACGGUGGAGUCCAUCGUGAGGGACAAGAUGCCCCGGAAGGGCGGAAGAUGGUGGUUCUCCUGGAGGGGACGGAACACGGUCAAAGAGGAAAGCAAGCCAGAGCAGUGCUUGUCUGGAAAGGGGCUCAUCAUUGGGGAGCAGCCAUCCAAGCUAAGCAUUGGAACCAGGAUGAAGGAUGAGUCUUCCUCCAGCGAUGAGGACUCCAUCACAGCCAAGCCGUCCAGUGCCAGCCUGCAUACGCUGAUGGCCAACGUGAGCUACAAGAAGACCCUGCGCCUCACCUCGGACCAGCUUAAAAGCUUAAAGUUAAAGAAUGGCCCCAACGAUGUGGUUUUCAGCGUCACGACCCAGUACCAGGGCACCUGCCGCUGUGAAGGCACCAUCUACCUCUGGGACUGGGACGACAAAGUGAUCAUUUCUGACAUUGAUGGAACCAUCACACGAUCUGACACGUUAGGGCAUAUUUUGCCCACGCUUGGCAAGGAUUGGACCCACCAAGGGAUUGCAAAACUGUACCAUAAAGUCAGCCAGAACGGCUACAAGUUCUUGUACUGCUCCGCGAGGGCCAUCGGCAUGGCCGACAUGACGCGGGGCUACCUGCACUGGGUGAACGAGCGCGGCACCGUGCUGCCCCAGGGCCCGCUGCUGCUCAGUCCCAGCAGCCUCUUCUCCGCCUUGCACAGAGAAGUCAUCGAAAAGAAGCCUGAAAAAUUUAAAGUCCAGUGCUUGACAGACAUCAAAAACCUGUUCCUUCCCAACACGGAUCCCUUUUAUGCCGCCUUCGGAAACCGGCCGGCGGACGUAUACUCUUACAAGCAAGUGGGGGUGACCUUGAAUCGAAUUUUUACUGUCAAUCCCAAAGGAGAAUUAGUACAAGAACAUGCCAAGACCAACAUCUCAUCUUACGUGAGGCUCUGUGAGGUUGUUGAUCACAUUUUCCCAUUGCUGAAAAGAAGCCAUUCUUCAGACUUCCCGUGUUCGGACACUUUCAGUAACUUCACUUUUUGGAGAGAGCCCUUACCCCCUUUUGAAAAUCAGGAAGUCCAUUCAGCUUCCGCUAACACGUACUGACAGCCCUGUGACACCGGACUGGCUAACCCCUGAUUAAAGGAUAGGCUUUGUGAAGAGUUCAGCUGGAACCCAGGGCAUUGUAUUCAUUUGCUUAAAAAAAUUUUUAAAAAUAUUUUAUCUCCCCCUCCCCCCAACUCCCCCACUUUCCCCUUGAAACAACAUUUCUAAGUACCUUAUGAAAGGUCUGUUUUAAGAGUCGGGGGAUUGUUGCUUCAUUCACUGUGUAGAAAGGGAUUCCUUGUUGGCUGGCCCCAGCCAGGGACAAGGACACAGUGGAACAAUGGCCUGGCACGGCCAGUAUUGGCCCUUGCACUGUGCAGGCUCAUGAAACCAAAGUGUGACUUACCGGAAGGUUUGUUGUUGUUUUGUUGUUUUUGCUGCAGACCUCAAUGUUAUUCAGCAAAGCCAAACGUGCCCAGUGCCUGUGAAAAGUGGGCAAGACAUUUCAGAGCCGUAUGACUCCCAUGUGGCCUAAUUCUGAGCCAAAAGAGAUCUUACUGCCUUGGAAGAGUGGUGUCAGAGGGGAGAGGCCUCUUCCAAGGGAGCCCUUCCCUGACUUCUGGGGAAGGGCCUUUGCUUCGGGAAGUUCUCUCUCUCAUAUUUCUGUUUUCUCCGGGGCUGAAAUUUGAUUGCGUCUGUUCACAAGGUUCCAAUCCCUGGGUGUUGGUGGAGUUCUUUGUGCUUGUAUCUGUGAAAGAUAACCUGAUUCAUGUGUAUCCAUGAUACAUACCUAUGGACUCAGCAUAUUUAUUUUUCUUCCCCCUUCCCUGAUUCCCCAUGCUCCACCGUCCCUGGAGAUGGCCCACGUGUGCUGUGGGGCCCAGGCUCUUUUUGCAAUGUGUCCCUGUUGGGUGCUCAGGGCUGUUGUCAUGGCCCAUCUUACCACUGGUCUCCAUGUGCAAUAUUCCCCUUGUUACUGUCAUUCUGUUCAGCACACAGGGCAACGGAGACUUUGGGGAAGCAGGCCGGUGCCGAAAACAUGGCCUUGACCCGAACACGUGCCACGGGAGGGUGACGUUCAUUUUCUUGACAUUGUUAAAGGAAACACGCUUUGUUUGAAGUCACUGGGAGAGAACAUUAAACUGCGUUCUCUGUUGGUGUGGCUCGUGGCGUCUCCUACUGCUCCUUGUGUUCGUGUAUAAAUAUGCUGGCUUGAUCCUUUCUGUUGUCAUUUGGACGGUGAGCAUCCUGAACUCAUUGUAAUAUUGUUAUUGUUUAAAAAAGAGAGGGCCGCUCAGCCACUGUCCAGUUCUCCAUUCAAAGAGCUAUAGCCUCUAGAAGUUCACAUUUUGUCUUAAACCCUUCCCCUCCCCACAAUCGUGGGCCCAGAUCCCAACUGAGAUCUGGGUUUCUUUUGUUGUGGCCGGGAGAAGGCUCAGCACCGGCAUUCAUCCGGCUGCCUCACAGGGGAGAGAGUUGGGGGAGUGGAAGCCUGCCUUGGUGACCAGACGGCUUAGUGUUUUUGAGGAUGUAUUUUUAUUAAGAAGAGAGAGUUUUACUUGGGAAUACUUUCCUGAUUCAAUUGCACUAUUGGAGGGCUGGUUUAAUGAAGUCUUUAUUCUUUCUGUGAAAGAAAGUCCAUAGAUAUUCCUUCACUCUGCUCAUUUCUCUCCCAGAAAGAAUGUUUUUUUCCCUACUUUGAGUGGUUUGUACAGACACCCAGGUCUGCACGGACAUACCGGUGUCUGUGUUUGUCUGUAUUUACCAAAUGCUCGUGCGCUCACAGACGGGCAUUGUGGCCCCUAACUCCUGGGCUUGUCAGACCUUUUGAAGCCCACCGAGGCUUCUGGACCAUGGGUAGGUUGGAGAAGUUUCAAGGCCAGGGAGUGACCCAUCCAACCUCAUCCCAGCUCCCUCAGGCCUUCCCCACAAAAGUCACUUUGUCAGGGUUUAAUCUGUAUCCCCCCACCUUAGAGUGGCAUUCAAGGGCGUGGAACUCACACAGAUGUGGCAUAUUGCCCGGGCCAACUAGGGAGGCUCUCUCUGUGAUUACUAUGGGAGGUUUUUAAUGUUUAAGGGAAGGACUGGGGCACUUGGGAAAAUCAUUAUAAUAGAUAAUGUUCAAUUUCCAUCGCUACUCUAGAAAAUGAGAAUGUGUGUAUAUUAUAUACAUAUGUAUUACAGUAGGUAACAAUUAUAUUAUGCACAUGUAUACAUACAUAUGCACAUGCGCACAAGCACAUGCACACAUGUGUGUAUUGUAUCUGUGCAAUACAUGUAACACACACAUCUAUAUACACAUGUGUGUAGCCCACACAUGAAUGUAUGUUCCAGUCCAUGCCUGUAAGUACACACCAUGCUGGUAACUACAACAAUACCCUGCUGUGGUGGAUCUGAACAAGCAUCUGCUUCCACUUUCCCCACUGAAGCACAGUCCUCCAGCCAUCGUCACAGAGGAGGAGGGAUACAUCGCUUGCUCUGUUUCCGGCACCUGUUCCAUCGUGUGAAAUGAUUUCAUCUUCCAGGGACCUGUCUUUCUCUCCCCAUGCCCAGGUCUUUGUACGUCCCAUAUUUGCCCUGUGUGUCAGCGGUGGUGCGGCGAUAAACCAAAUCAUUGUCAUUCUUGUUUUGUUGUGCUGGAUACAAAGUCAGGACACUUAUUUACAAUAAAUAAGACUGAUGGAGGA
Messenger RNA from Dromiciops gliroides (monito del monte), 5976 nucleotides. It is a transcript of the gene LPIN1, whose product is annotated as lipin 1. Gene Ontology annotation, cellular component: nucleus; mitochondrial outer membrane. The transcript is spliced from 23 exons. Gene Ontology annotation, biological process: fatty acid catabolic process; cellular response to insulin stimulus; triglyceride biosynthetic process. The record is from RefSeq and is a predicted model, not a curated record. The coding region runs from base 338 to 3349 and encodes 1003 amino acids. Gene Ontology annotation, molecular function: phosphatidate phosphatase activity; transcription coactivator activity. NCBI's taxonomy places the organism in Eukaryota, Metazoa, Chordata, Mammalia, Microbiotheria, Microbiotheriidae.